AUGGUGCUAGGACUCAUCUCGCGGCUCCUCACUUUCCUCUUCAACAACCUCCUAGUACGAUUCCUCACCGCGCCUCUUCUGGGGCUUUCCACACAACUCGAAGUGUACUACUUGUCCGUGCUCUUCUUCGCCCGUGAGAGCCUGCGCGUCGCCAUCCAGCGCACUGAUGGAUCUGGACAGGCGGUGGUCAACUUGGGGUAUGUCAGCGUUGCUCUCGGUGUCGUUGUCGGCGUGGGACUGGGCUGUAUGUACGAAGGGUUUGCGAGCACCGACGCAGCAUUCCUAGCAACGUCACUCAGGCUGUAUGGGCUGGCUGCGAUCGUGGAGUUGCUGUCCGAGCCUGUUUUCGUGCUCAUGCAAUCACGCCUGCAGUUUGGCACCAGGGCCUUGGCGGAAGGUCUCGCUACGUUCCUCCGCUGUGCGGUCACAUUUGGAUCAGCGGUGUGGGCAGAGCGCAGUGGGCGAGAUCUGGGCGUAUUGCCCUUCGCGCUGGGACAGAUGGUGUACGGUGUCGCUCUGUUCGUCGUCUACCUCGUCUCCGGUUAUCGACUCGUCUCGCAACUGGACCUAUCUCUGUUCCCGCGACACGCAGGCACCGGGAGAGAGUAUGCACUGAACGGCUAUCUCUACCAACCCACCCUCUCUCUAGCUGGCACGAUGAUGGCCCAGUCGGUCGUGAAGCACAUCCUUACCCAGGGAGACACGUUCCUCGUUUCCCUGCUAUCGACGCCAAACGUGCAGGGUGUCUAUGCCUUGGCGAAUAACUAUGGUGGCCUGCUUGCAAGGCUCCUAUUCCAACCCAUUGAAGAGAGUCUCCGGUCGUACUUCUCCCGACUGCUCACCCCGCCUCAAGCGAAGCCUUCUAUCUUGCAAGCGAGGGAAUCCUUCAAGGGCAUCCUGAAGAUGUACAUUUUUAUGUCGGUUGUCAUCCUUUCGCUCGGUCCCUUUGCUGCCAAGCCACUGCUUGCUAUUGUCGCUGGUCGCAGAUGGCUCGGCUCUGGCGCAGGCGACGUGCUGGCCACCUAUUGCUUCUACAUUCCUUUGCUUGCAUUGAAUGGCAUCGCCGAGGCAUUCGUUGCUUCCGUAGCCAGCGAAGGUGAGGUGCACAGGCAGUCAGUUUGGAUGUUUGCCUUCUCGUUGGUGUUCGCCGGCAGUGCGGUUGUCUUUAUGAGAACGUUAGACCUCGGUGCUGGUGGCUUGGUAGCUGCCAACUCGGUGAACAUGCUGUGUCGCAUCAUCUGGAGUGCCAGCUUCAUCAGAGGCUUCUUUGCGAGGCACGGACUGGCCGUUGGGUUUAGAGACCUGGUGCCCAAGACUGCCCUGGCGUUGGCCCUCGGUACGGCUGGAGUCAUGUUUGCUCUCAAUGUUACGGAGGACGCCGAAGCCUUGCCUUUCAGAUCGUUGUUCAGGGUUGCAUCUUUUGCAUUGCCCUUGGUGAUAUCAAUGUAA
Messenger RNA from Emericellopsis cladophorae, 1449 nucleotides. Its product is annotated as oligosaccharide translocation protein RFT1. The record is from RefSeq and is a predicted model, not a curated record. Gene Ontology annotation, cellular component: endoplasmic reticulum membrane. The coding region runs from base 1 to 1449 and encodes 482 amino acids. The transcript has 2 exons. NCBI's taxonomy places the organism in Eukaryota, Fungi, Ascomycota, Sordariomycetes, Hypocreales, Bionectriaceae. Gene Ontology annotation, biological process: glycolipid translocation; dolichol-linked oligosaccharide biosynthetic process.